CCUCUUCUCUGCAGGGGCGUGCGCCAUAUAAGUAAACAAGAAGUAGUAGAAGUGUAAUAGUAUUGUAUAUAUGAGAGCAGCAAAAACUUAUUGUGAUUUUGACAUGUUUUGAUAUACGUUAUUCAACAAUUAAGGGAAUCUAUUAGAUUAGUAUUAAUAAAUUGUAAAAAAUGUUGUCCGAGAGAGAUUACGCGCCCCUCAGUGCGGCAUGCGUUCGUUCUCUCAAUGAUAAGUUGUAUGAAAAACGGAAACCAGCCGCCCUCGAAAUCGAGAAGAUGGUGAAGGAGUUUGCAGCUCACAAUAAUACUGUGCAGAUAAAGAGACUGUUAAAAGUUCUUGGACAAGACUUUGCAACUUCACAGAAUCCACAUGCACGCAAAGGUGGCUUAAUAGGUCUUGCAGCAAUUGCUGUUGGCCUUGGAAAGGAUACCAGUCAAUACAUAGAGGAUUUGAUUCAUCCAAUUUUGGCAUGUUUCUGUGAUGCAGAUUUAAGAGUCAGAUAUUAUGCUUGUGAGAGUUUGUACAAUGUAGUUAAAGUAGCAAGAGGUGCAGUAUUACCUCAGUUUACAGAUAUUUUUGCUGCUCUUAGUAAACUGGCCUGUGAUUCUGAGCAGAAUAUAAAAAAUGCUACUGAAUUACUUGAUAGAUUAAUGAAGGAUAUUGUGACAGAAAGUGGUCUCUUUGAUUUAGUUGGAUUUAUGCCCUUAUUGAGGGAGCGUAUUUAUACUAAAAAUCCAGUUGGUAGACAAUUUGCAAUAUCAUGGAUAUCAAUGUUGGAUGCAGUGCCUAACAUGGAUUUCAUUAUAUUUUUGCCUGAAAUACUUGAUGGAUUGUUCAGAAUAUUGGAAGAUCCAACACCAGAGAUAAAGAAAAUUACAGAUACUGUUCUUGGUGAAUUUUUACGCAGCAUAAAGACCAAUCCUGCAAGAGUGGAUUUUUCAGCCAUGAUAAAUAUAUUGAUUACACAUGCUCAAAGUUCAGACGAAUUACUUCAAUUGACUGCCAUCACUUGGAUAAAAGAGUUUGUACAAUUAUCUGGGCUUCUUAUGCUUCCAUACAUGUCUGGCAUUCUUGUAGCUGUUUUACCAUGUUUGGCUUACGAUGGUGACACUCGGAAGAGUAUUAAAGAAACAGCAACGCAAGUAAAUGCUAAUUUAAAAUUAGUAAUAAUAAAAAAUACAGAGAUUACAACUAAAAAGCAAGAAUAUAAUAUAGAUCUCAAAAAGAAGAACGAUGAUUCACAAAGUUCCCUAGAUGAAAAUUUAGAUCUUGCUAGUGUCGUGGAAGUACUUACAAAAUAUUUACUCUAUGUAUCAGUCCAAACAAAAGUUGCAGUUUUAAAAUGGAUACAUCAUUUAUUCACAAACAUUCCAUAUAAAAUGUUCCAUCAUAUCGAGGAUUUAUUUCCAAUACUAAUGAAAUCUUUAAGUGAUACUUCUGAUGAAGUCGUGCAACAGACUCUAGUAGUAAUGGCUGAGAUUAUUAGUUCCAAAUCCUCAGAAGCAGCAAUGACAGAUUCUGACACAAAGAUGCAGAAUAAAUAUUUCACAAAAUUUAUAGUCAAUUUAUUGAGACUUUUCUCGACUGACAGACAUUUAUUAGAAGAACGAGGCGCAUUUAUCAUAAGAGAAUUGUGUGUACUUUUGAGUGCUGAGGAUAUAUAUAAGACACUAGCCAAGAUAUUAUUGGAAGAACAAAAUCUAAGUUUCGCAUGUACAAUGAUACAAACUCUGAAUGUUAUCUUACUAACUAGCUCGGAGUUAUUUGAUCUACGAAACAAGCUUAGGCAUUUGGACUCUCCAGAGAGCUGUGCAUUAUUUGAAUGCUUGUAUGUGUCAUGGUGUCAUAAUCCGGUUGCAACAGUAGCCUUGUGUUUUCUAUCUCAGCAUUAUCGACACGCGUGCAACAUUAUUCGAUCUUUUGAAAACAUUGAAGUCACAGUGGAAUUUCUUACAGAAAUAGAUAAAUUAGUGCAAUUAAUAGAAUCACCAAUUUUUACAUAUCUAAGAUUGCAUUUGUUGGAGUGGGAAAAAAACGAUGCUUUGAUAUACGCAUUAUAUGGUUUACUUAUGAUCUUGCCACAAAGUGAAGCCUACGCCACUUUGCAACGUCGUUUAGCAGCAAUACCUCCGGCUACAAAACCUAUCCCCAAAUCGGAAAAGGAGAAAACGAACGCUAAUUGUCCGUUUGAUUUUAAUAAACUAUUGCUACACUUUCACGUAAUUCAAGAACAGCAUAAAGAACACAAACGUAAACAAAGAUUGAAUUCCUUAGUCGAAAAGAAUGUUAGUCAUAUAGAUGUGUGAGCGCAUGUUUGUUACUAAUUGCGUAAAAGUACAUAUGACAUUACGUACAAUAUAUAUAAAUGAUAAUAUGUGUGACUGAAUUGUUAACUUUUUACUCAACUUGUAUACAUUAUAGCGUGCGCACACGUCUUUAGCUUUGCUAUAAAGAUAUUUAUUAAAGAAAAUGUGCAAUAUGAACUAGUUAAAAAUAAAUGAUCAUAUUAUUUUA
Molecule: messenger RNA, 2514 nt
Organism: Pseudomyrmex gracilis
Lineage: Eukaryota; Metazoa; Arthropoda; Insecta; Hymenoptera; Formicidae
Product: protein VAC14 homolog
Biological process (GO): positive regulation of kinase activity; phosphatidylinositol biosynthetic process
Cellular component (GO): endosome membrane; PAS complex
Source: RefSeq, a predicted model, not a curated record